UUGUGUAAAGACAGCUUUGGGUUUUUUUCCUCAUGUUUCCAAGUUUGAGAACAGGUGAAAUCGUUUUUUGGAUCUGUUUUUUUGCUAGUCCUCGAUUUCAAAGUUAAUAAAAAUUUUUCUAAUUAGCCCUAAUGCUCUACAUUAAUUCGAUCUAUUUCAAAAUUUGAAGAAAAAGAUAUGCCAUUUAAUUUCCAUGAAAACGGAGCAUUUUUGCCCCCUUUGUACACUUUUGAAUUGAAGCCCACUCAAUGCUGCUUCUGUUUGUGAUGCGUUGAAGACAUGUACCUGUGUGCUAUAUAAUAUGGGCUUCUUAAUCUCUAGGCGGUUGAUUUGAAUCACGUACUAUGCCAUUUUUUUAGUUUUCAAAGUUUAUUCUGUUUUCAUGCCUUGUUCUUGUAUCUGAUUGAAUGUUAUUUUGUUGCUCGUGCUUGCGAUGUGCAGAUUUGACCCUGUGUGUUUUCUUUCAUCUUCUAAUUUUUUAUGUAUGAGCUGUUAUCUUCAAAAUAUAUCUGUUGCAGAUGGUUUGCUAGCUUGAAAUUAUGUCAUUUUUGGCUACCUCCGAGCAGUGAAAUUAAUUAGGUCGGCUCAAAUUGUACUUAUAGUCGUACGACAUUGUAUGCUAUCAAUCUGCUCGAAGAAUGUAAGUAGCUAUGACGUAAGGUGUUUUUUGUUAGUCAAAUUUGACUACGAGAAACAAACUGAACGUUAGACUAAUUUGUACUCCGUCACUGGCAUGAUUAUAGCAAAUGUUAGAUUUUUUAAAAAAAUUCUAUUUAAAGCUCAAUUUCUUGACUUUUUUCCUCGCAAUUAACUUUGCUCACUCGCAAUUAACUUUUCCUCGCAAUUAACUUUGAAUGGUCAAAACUGUUAAAUUCUAGACAUGCUCAAUUUCUUGAAAAUCUUUAUGAAGUUAACUUCAUUUUGGUAGUAAAUGUGUUAUCGGUUUCCCUCAGUAAUUAGUUUUUCAAAUAAAAAAGUUUAUUAAAUUAGGAUUAGAGGUUUUCGUCCUAGUUUCCGUCGGUUCAUUUUCCGUUUUUUUAAAAUUGAAUUUAUAGUAUCUGCUACUGUUUUUUAUCGGCUGAUUUAAUAAAGCAUGGAUUUUAUUUUGAUUUUAAAGUUUUUUUCCUUAACAGAAAGUUCUGUAAUUUGUCAAUUUACCAAGUCGGAUUUUGAGUGGUUGUAUGUUUACGCUGGCGAUUUGUAAGCGUUAUCAAACUGGAAUAAAGACUUUUUUUCAGGUUAACAACUUGUUUAACAGAAUCACUUGUAUCUUGAUUCAUAAUGAAUUCAAAUUUUGUAGUGUUCUUGCACAUUUAGCCUGGUGGUAACGAAUACGCCUGGGAUGGCAAAGCCCGUUGGUUCGAAUCUGACUAGGAACUGUUUUUUUUUUUUCAAAGUGAAAAUCUUGCUUUCCCAAAAAAUGUAGGCCUAUAGUUUGUCUGCUUAUGCUCUGUCGGCUUAGUUGAAUUCGUAACCACGUCAUAGAAUUGAUAGUUGAAUUCGUCGCUCAGCCACAUCGUAAAUUUAAUUUUUUUGUACGCAAUUUUCAAUAUACUUGCUCUCAGUGUUUUGAAUUACUCUUGUAAUUUUUGAUUUUACUAGCCUUGACUUUGUAUAUUUUGCUGUUUUUGGAUUUUUUUUCGCUUAAAAACUUUCGGGUUAUAUUUUACUUUAAAUGAUUUCGGCGUAUGUUUUAUCGGCUUAGUUACCUAAUUUGUUGCAUUUCAAUGGAAGCAUAAGUUUUAUGUUUCAUCCCGGAUAGCACAAAAUGCUAAAAUUCUUAGAAUAGAAUUUAUAAUUCAAAGUUUUUCAUGACAACAAUUUUACGUUCUACGGGAAAUUUUUUUAGUUUCUUCAGCUCAGUUGCCGCUGGUUAAGUUUAAUUUGAGUUUUCAAUAAUUGCCGUCGAUUGUGUUUAUGGACGUGUUUUCCGCAAUUAGAGUAUGAUUCCAGACAACAUUUUGAUUUUUUUAUGUGGUUUUUGAAGUGUUUUUUUUUUGACUUAGUGUUUUUCUUUUCCUCUCUGCUAGCUUUCACUGCUAUUUUUGUGUUGUAUCGCAAGUGGUACGAAGCUACGCUUUGCCUCUUUGUUUUAAAAGUUUGUUUUUGUUUGAACGGUUUCGGCUUAUGCUUAGACAACCCAUAUUGCUUAGUUCUGAGGGCAAAAACAGUUUUUUUUUCACGACAAUUACUUGCCGAUUUUCAAAAAAUUGGUACCAGCGAAAAGAUCGGCUUCUAUAUUAUGUGUCAUCGUAUUUUUCUAGUCUUUUUAUUUAGCUUACUCGAUUUCAACGGUCAUCGAAAUUUACAACGAAGACUCAUUUUCAUGGAUUUUUUUUCUCAGAUUACCACGCUGAAUCCGUGAUUAAGGUUUCAAUGAAAAGAGCAGGUAGCGGGAAUCUCUUCUGCAUAAGCCAAUGUUUCCUAUUGUUAUUGGAAAAAGAUGUGGCCUCAAAACAGUAAUUUUUCUAAUUUUUUGAAUUUUCGCUGUCAAAAAUUUCGCUGCUAAAUAUGCGUUCGAAAAAUCAAUCGAAAAACAGUGUUCGCCAACUUACUUGGGAAGUAUGACAAUCGGAUACUACGUAAAUUCGCGCUACAAAUACGACUUUUUCUAUAGUUGUACAGCGGCUAACGUCACGCGCUCCUGCAGCAUUGAAAACCAGCAGUUUGAAGCUGAAUCAUCUUAUAUGAGCCUAGCGAAUUUCAACGAUACAGCUUUUGAAUGCUUUUCAUUGUUCAAAACAAGUGGGCCUAAGGAAAUCAAAACUUAUCUUGGUCUGAUUUUUGGUUCUUUUUAUACCAUUGUUUUGCUGUUUCUCUUUCUGACGUUCAGACAUUUCCACCGCAAUGGAUCUCUUUUCGUAUUCUUCCCAUCGUUUGAAACUCGCCAAGCAGCUGCGGAUCUGGGACAUGCAGAUGUGGAGCGUAUAUCGUUCGUGUCGUCUUUCUCCUCAGAGCUUUCGGGUCAGAGACAAUUAGCCCAGGGAGAUUUAACUUCCUCAAAUGCACAAGCUUCACUGGAACUGCAGAUGCAAUUGGGAGCGGGUCUGCACGGACGGCUGAAGUCGGUGGACACCUUUAGAGGACUGUCUCUGAUUCUGAUGAUCUUUGUGAAUUAUGGAGGCGGAGGCUAUUGGUACUUCAACCACUCGCCGUGGGAUGGACUCACUCUGGCUGACCUCGUCUUUCCAUGGUUCGUGUUUAUAAUGGGUGUGUCGAUAAGUAUCACAAUGAAGUCGUUGAGUGGAAAUGAGUUGCGAAUGAGGCCUCGCAGUGCAGUGGGCAAGAUACUGAAGAGAACACUCAUCUUAUUCUUCGUUGGACUCAUCAUCAGCAAUCGAGAUGUUCUGGUGGACACACUUCGUAUCAUGGGCGUAUUGCAACGUCUUUCCAUCGCCUACUGUUUCGUAGCCCUACUUACCCUUGUAAACGCCAGAUACUCUCAGAAGGCCAACAUCAGCGUGUUGUCCAGAAGAGCCACUUCCGACUUCAAAAACGGUGUGGCAGAUAAUCUACUUGAUUUGGUGCCCUUUGUAGUCGAGUGGAUAGUUGUGCUGCUCUUGGUAGCGGUGUGGACUCUUAUCACAUUCGUGGUUCAGAUUGAUGGAUGUCCAAGAGGCUACGUUGGACCCGGAGGCCUUCAGUAUGACCCCGACUACAAUUUGACAAAUUGUACAGGUGGUGUGGCUGGUUUCAUAGACAGGACUGUGUUUGGUCUAGACCACACGUAUCAACACCCAACUGCAAGGCAAAUAUAUGGCUACAAUGUGCUUCCCUAUGAUCCCGAAGGACUCCUUGGAUGUCUUACAUCCAUUUUUCUGACCUUUUGCGGACUGCAUGCGGGUCGCGUAAUUUGCAUUUACUGGCAUUGGAAACCUGUGAUGUUGCGCCUUCUGGUCUGUGCCAUCGUAACAGGUGUGCUCGGAGGGGGACUGUGUCAGCUCAACACUACUAGCGGACCCAUCCCAGUGAACAAGAAUCUAUGGUCUCUCUCCUUUGUGCUGAUCACAGCCUGUCUUGGCUUCACUAUCCUCGCUAUUCUCUACAUUAUGGUAGAUGUGCUCAAGUGGUGGGACGGGGCACCCUUCACUUAUGCAGGAAUGAACUCGCUGCUGCUCUACGUGGGCCAUGAGUUGCUGGAGGGCUGGUUCCCCUUCUCCUGGGGAGUGCAGUACCCAACUCACGAAGUUUUCAUGAUCGAAAACAUCACCGCCUGUGCUUUCUGGCUAGCAAUUGCCGGCUACUGCAACCACAUACAGUUCUACUUGAAAGUCUGAACUGGGCCGUAUCCAUUUUUUGAUCUAUUCUGAUGAUGUGUCGCUGGUAUAGUAUCUGUUUAUGGUGCUAACAAUUCUAUUAAAAUUUAAAAUUGAAACGUAAAUAUAGUUAUAGUCAUCAUGAAUAAACUUUUAUCGAUUUAA
Messenger RNA from Symsagittifera roscoffensis, 4421 nucleotides. RefSeq names its product heparan-alpha-glucosaminide N-acetyltransferase-like. The transcript has 14 exons. The record is from RefSeq and is a predicted model, not a curated record. Bases 2565 to 4277 code for a protein of 570 amino acids. Lineage: Eukaryota; Metazoa; Xenacoelomorpha; Acoela; Convolutidae.